AUGACAGCUACCUCUAUUUCUAGUUUGAAGUCUGUAUCCACAGAAGAAACCCUCGCCUUCUUCAACGCCAUCCCCAGAUGCGCCGAGAUCCUGUCUCGGUCGGAUCUGAGGGUGAUCCACCCGCGCAACCCAGACUCCUUCUUCCACUCGACCCUCCGGUCCAACCACGGAAUCCUCAAGUCCGUCUUCAUUUACCAGCCGGCUCAUACCAGAACAUCAACAUCUUCAAAUUCAGAUGAUACCAAUACUAAUACCAGCGCCAUCGCCAUCGCCACAAACGCAAAACCACGAGAGCGAGAGCAAGGCUACCUCCUGCUCCACCUCGGCCGCGGCGUAUCGGGGCAGCCCGAUAUCGCGCACGGCGGGUUCCUGGCUACCGUGCUGGACCAGGUUACGGGGAAUUUGAUCGGGGCGAGUGGGUUGGAUCGUGGACGGGGGGCGGUUACGGUCUAUUUGAAUGUAAAGUAUCAAAGGCCGGUGAGGGUUCCUGGGGUUGUUGUUGCGAGGGCGGAGAUUGGGAGGGUGGAGGGGAGGAAGAUUUAUGUGGAGGGGGAGAUUUGUGCUGCGGACCAGGAAGGGGAGGGCGAAGGGGAGGAGAUUUGUGCGGCUUGUGAAGGAAUGUUUUUGGUUAAGAGGGAUGUUACAGUUAGGAUUUGA
Messenger RNA from Aspergillus udagawae, 657 nucleotides. RefSeq names its product PaaI family thioesterase. The coding region runs from base 1 to 657 and encodes 218 amino acids. The transcript has a single exon. NCBI's taxonomy places the organism in Eukaryota, Fungi, Ascomycota, Eurotiomycetes, Eurotiales, Aspergillaceae. The record is from RefSeq and is a predicted model, not a curated record.